ACCAAAUUAAGCUCGCGCUCACACUGCUCGAGGUCGCAAAGUGUUAGAGAGUACUGGAGGUCACAUAGUGCUAGAAAACACUAGAAUCGGAUCGAUGGAGAUUACGAGCAGCACGAUGGUGAAGCCGGUGUACAGCACGCCGCACCCGCUCGUCGGCGAGAAGGUGCCGCUGACCGUCUUCGACCGCGCCGCCCUGGACAUCUUCGUCCCCACCGUGCUCGCGUACCCUGCGCCGGCGCCGUCCAACGAGGCGCUCAGGGAAGGGCUCCUCAAGGCCGUCGCGCCGUACCCUCACCUGGCGAGCCGUCUCGCCCUCGACGACCAUGGCCGGCGCUUCCUCCACGUCAACAACGAGGGCGUGCUCCUGAUCGAGGCCACCGUCCCGGUCGACCUGGCGGACGUGCUCGUCGACGGCCGCAUGGCCGCUGGCGUCGAGGACCUCUACCCUACGUUGCCAGAGGAGAACAUCGGGGCGGCGCUGCUGCAGAUCCAGCUGAACAGGUACAGGUGCGGCGGCCUCGUGGUCGGCAUAAGCUGCCACCACCACACCGCCGACGGCCACUCCAUGAGCAUGUUCUUCACCGCGUGGGCGACGGCGGUGCGCGAGGGCAAGGACUUCACCACGCCGACCCCGUUCCUCGACCGUGCGAGAACUGCGUUGCCUGGAAGCACGCCGACGCCGGUGUUCGACCACCGGUCACUGGAGUUCACGUGUGGAGAAGGAGACACCUAUGCCGUCGUCCCCAUGGACAGGAUCAAAAAUCUUACUCUGCACUUCACGGCCGAGUUCGUCGCCGACCUCAAAUCCCGGGUGGGCACCCGUUGCAGCACGUUCCAGUGCCUACUAGCGCACGUCUGGAAGAAGCUCACGGCGGCGCGGGAGCUGAAGCCGGAGGAGUUCACCAAGGUGAGGGUGGCCGUGAACUGCAGGGGCAGGGCCGACCCUCCCGUGCCGAUGGACUUCUUCGGGAACAUGGUGCUCUGGGCUUUCCCAAGGCUUCAGGUCCGGGACAUCCUGAACUCGAGCUACGGCAGCGUGAUCGGCGUCAUCCGCGACGCCGUGGCGCGCAUCAACGACGAGUACGUGCAGUCCUUCGUGGACUUCGGCGGAGUGGCGGACGCGAACGGGGAGGAGCUCGUCGCGACGGCGGCCGCUGCCGGCACGAUGUUCUGCCCGGACGCAGAGGUGGACAGCUGGCUGGGAUUCAGGUUCCACCAGCUCGAUUUUGGCACCGGCGCACCGUCCGCUUUCGUGCCGCCGGACUUGCCUUUCGAGGGGCUCAUGAUCUUCAUGCCGUCGCGCAAGGCGAAUGGCGGCGUCGACCUCUUCAUGGCCGUCGCGGAGGAGCACGUCGCGGCGUUCGAGCAGAUCUGCUACUCGUUAGAUUGAUCGACCCGCCAGGGGUUGGAAUCGCUUGCAUUCAUGGAUGCUUGUCAUUAGAAAAGGUCACGUUUAUUACUAUGAAACAAUUGCACUGGAACUAUGCAGUGUAUGUACAGUAUGUAGAUGUUAUCUGUAAAAUCACCUGCACUUGAGUUGUUAGCCAAAACCGUGGAGGUUGACCUGUGUAAGUAGUUCGAUCAUUUAAGAAUAAAAAUAUUUAUGAGAAA
Molecule: messenger RNA, 1611 nt
Organism: Aegilops tauschii subsp. strangulata
Lineage: Eukaryota; Viridiplantae; Streptophyta; Magnoliopsida; Poales; Poaceae
Product: tryptamine benzoyltransferase 1
Molecular function (GO): acyltransferase activity, transferring groups other than amino-acyl groups
Source: RefSeq, a predicted model, not a curated record